This is a messenger RNA of Fonsecaea multimorphosa CBS 102226, 783 nucleotides long. RefSeq lists its product as uncharacterized. Bases 1 to 783 code for a protein of 260 amino acids. Lineage: Eukaryota; Fungi; Ascomycota; Eurotiomycetes; Chaetothyriales; Herpotrichiellaceae. The transcript has 3 exons. The record is from RefSeq and is a predicted model, not a curated record. Gene Ontology annotation, biological process: carbohydrate metabolic process.
AUGGCAGACAAAGCACUUCGCAUCAAGCACAAGGCCAUGAUCAAUGUCGACCUGGGCGAGGGAUAUGGAAAUUGGACUUGCGGACCGGAUUCCGAGACAUUGCUACCCCUGAUUGAUCAUGCCAAUAUUGCUUGUGGCUUCCAUGCCUCAGAUCCACUCAUCAUGCUGGAAACCGUUCGGAAAUGCAAAGUUCACGGCGUCAAGAUCGGCGCACAUCCCGGAUUUCCUGACAUUCAAGGGUUCGGCCGGCGGGAAAUGAACUUGUCCCUUGAAGAACUUACAGCGAUCACGAUCUAUCAAGUAGGAGCGCUGAAGGGAUUCCUUGACCACGAAGGCGUGCCGCUCCACCACGUCAAGCCUCACGGGAUGCUCUACAGUGUCUGCUGUAGAGAUUACGAAGCAGCAAGGGCUGUAUUCCAGGGCGUUCCCAAGGGCGUUCCAGUCUUUGGACUCGCAGGAACAUGUAUGGAGCAAGUCGCGCACGAUAUGGGUAUCGAAUUCAUUGCCGAGUUCUUCGCAGAUGUCAAGUACUCUCCUGAUGGCACAUUGCUCAUUGAUCGAAGGAAACAGCCUUGGGACGUUGGAGACAUCAACCGACGAGUUACACAGCAGCUGGAGACGUGUACCGUGACUGCCAUCGAUGGUUCAUCUUGUACACUCCAAAUAAACGACCACCGUAUUUCGAUAUGUUGCCAUUCCGACAGUCCUGGCUGCAUCGACAUCGUGAAGGAGACUAGAAGGGUGGUUGAUGCCUUCAACGAAAAGCACUUUCCUAGCGGUUAG